This is a messenger RNA of Amphimedon queenslandica, 713 nucleotides long. RefSeq lists its product as uncharacterized. Bases 213 to 701 code for a protein of 162 amino acids. The transcript has 5 exons. The record is from RefSeq and is a predicted model, not a curated record. Gene Ontology annotation, molecular function: protein binding. NCBI's taxonomy places the organism in Eukaryota, Metazoa, Porifera, Demospongiae, Haplosclerida, Niphatidae.
GUUCAUCUAAUAAUAUCAGUUUUUAUUAUGAAACAGUCUCUCCUGCUGUAUCAGCAAUACCAAUUUGUGAUGAUGAACUAAUAUACAUCAGCAUUAAUCUCAGCACUAUAUGUGAAAGGCAGUAUCCUGAUUCUAUAGCAGUUAUUAUACUCAAUAGUGAUAGCAGUAUAAUAAAAAAUGUUACUAUUAUACCACAAGUUAAUUAUCAACAGAUGAUAGCAACUGGAAAUACUUCAAUACCAUCUUGCAAUGAUACAUUUAUUGUUAAUGUAUCAUUGAGUAAUACUGAAGGAACUCUUAAUGAAAUGUCACAUUUUGUUUAUCUUGGACCAGUUACUAACAUUGACUUCUCAGUUGUUAAUUGUUCUACUAUUGAUAUAACAUGGACUGCUCCUACAGUUGAUGAUAGAGUACCUAUACUGUAUUACAUACUAAGGAUAUAUGAUGCUAUUACUGGUAGUCUAGUGGAUACUGUAUCAGUAUAUAAUACCAGUUACCAGUUUGUGGAUAAUAAUUUAUUUAUCCAUAGUUACACAUAUGUUAUAGCUGGAGUUAAUGAAUUCCACAGAGAAGGAAUAUCUAAUAAUAAUACAUUCUCAAAUCAAAGAGUUCCAAUAUUAGCAGUGGAGAUGGUGAAUUAUGCACAAGAUCAAACAGCUACUGUUAGUAUUGUUCAUUACAACAUCUCAGUCAGUAUAUAAAAUAAUUAUAUA